CAGACCAGAGUAGACGUCAUUUUCAUUGUAUCUGUUUCGCUCGGCGUGGCUUGUUCUACUUACGGAUUAUUGAUUCGAAAUCUGCGGUCUCGCUGGUAAUCUGUCCGCGGAUUGUCCACCCAUCGACGUCGCGGAUCUCCGGGACACCACCGGGCGAACGUUCCCAAUCCGCCAGUGCCACGAAAAAAAAAGUUUGAACGAAAACCAGGCCAGUGUAGUUCUCCCGAUUUGGUGUUAUCGGUUCUGUUCGCCUACCGUCGAAGGUGGUGACUUUGUUUUCUUGUUGUCCGAGCUGCUUUACGACGGGACCAGUGCGAAUCCGGUUUUCAAGUGCCGAGUGGACUGAAGAGAAAAUUCCCCGGGAACGUGAGUGGCAUUAUAAGUAUUUGCUGUUGUUUAGUGUUGUACACAACCGGCUAUUCGUCGGCGGCAUUGCGAAAAAUACGGUGUCGAUUUACGAAGAAUAAAAGUUGAAGCAUUUUGUUCUGCUCAUCUGCGGUGAUUGUUUUCUGCUAUUUUAGAUGCAAGUUACACGCUUCGGUGUGCGUUGGCCGUGGUUCAUCGGAGGAUCCGAACACAGCUGUUGAACCCAGAUCAGGGUAUUCAGAGUUACUACAGUGAAACGUCGGAUAAAAGGACGGAUUUUCUCGGUGGUUGAAAAGUUUUUCUUGAAUUUCGAGAGUCAAGAGUGUGGUGUACAACCUGAAAUAAAACUGAAUUGUCUGACCGAAAUCGAGAAACAUCAGUGGUUAAGAAGAAACGAAGCAAAGGAAAAGAUAGCGAAAAACGCGAAAAACCCACAGUGUCACAGUGUCUGUGCUCGAGUUCGAGGAAAAUUAUGUAAUAAGUUGUUAUAUUUUCACUCUCCCAACAUCUUCUACAGAGCGAAUUUUUCCUCGCGAUUCGACGGUGGAUUGCUCCCAACAUCCACGUAUCUACAUCGGAUACUCAGACUAAGAGACUCUGGUCCCAGUGUCAGGAAGUUGUGAGGAGUCUGUGGUGUGUCUGUUGCUGUUUGAGCUCCACUUUUCUCGAAUGGCUCCCAUUUGACAGCCGACGAGAUCGACGAGAGCUGGCCUCAACUCGGCGAUCAAUGAAGCCCCGAUCUUCGGCGGUCAGUUUUUCCUGGACUGCUUUCGUAGCGCUCUAGCAGCAAAGGGAAAAUCUCUUCUAGUGGUAUUUCAAGUGUGAAGAAAAGUCGAAAAAAUAGUAUCGUAAAGUUCCCCAUCAGAGGAACCCCCCGUUGGAAUCCCAUACAAAAAAGAGAACAUUCGAGCGGGCAAAAACUCAGAGCAAACACUAGAGCGAGAUAGUGAGAGAAUUGACUCUCGUUUCGAAACAAUUAAGGCGAGUAGUGAGUGGAAAAAUCGACCGUGGAAAUCGCGGAUGGUCAGCAUCUCUCCGGACGGGUUUGAACGGAAACCGCGAGAAAAGAAAACACAAGUAAUCACCCAGCUCCAGGUCGGCAGAUACUCAAGAUAAAAAUCGACCGAUCCCGUGUGUUUUAUUUGUGGAACAACCGACGGGCGAAAGCAACAAUCGAACCGAACGCUGCUGCCAUCAGCGCCGCCCCCCCUCGGUGGAAGGGUGGACUACUAAGAAGCGCCCGGGCCGUCCAAAAAAAGGCAUCAGAACGGCGGCCGUGAAAAGUGUGCUCUCGUUUGUGUGUUCUGCAGGAGAGACGAUUAUUCCGCACAAUCAUCCGGGCCGAAGAAAAUCCCAAGAAGAAAGUGAAAUGGUGUUAUAGUGCGGUAAAAGUCCAAAAGGCCCCCCUCUCGUCAACGGUGUGUGCGUGUGUGUUUGUUUUCGCGCGCGCGGUUGCAUGAUUUGAUAGUAGCAGAUCUCAACCCUUUUCGCCUUGCCUGAAGACCCGAAUUAGAAGGACACAAUGGCAGUUAGUUAGAAGAGAGUGAUCGGAUUUGCGGUUUUUGGUUUUUCUGUUCGUGAGAGGCGCAGAAGAAGACGACGGAGAAGAAGAUUAGAACCUGAUAGCUGACUCCCACGAUCGUUGCUGCUGGGCGUCAACGAGUGGGCGAAUCUCCCCCCACGGUCUCCAGGAUAGUAGUUAGCGACGGCCGGGAGGAGGGCGAAGACGACGUCGAGGGGACAGUUUUACAACCAUAGGAGCAUAACUUAACUUGACACACACAGAUUGAUAUAUUACUACUAGUACUACAUAUUCUACUACCACUACUACUACUAGAAAUUCGCGACUACGAGUGCGAGACGAGCAGAGAAGAAAAAGGAUUAGUUGUUAAGGAAAUCGCAAGUCUACUACUAACAAAACACAAACACACCCCCCAAAACGCUUCAAGGUGUCGGAACAGAAGCGGAAAAGCGGAUAAGUCUUAGCAAAACCCAACCAACCAUUAAUUAGUAAGUUAAAUCGAAGUUAGUAAAUCAAAUUUAACCAACCAAGAUGGCGACGAUAGACGGACGACCGGCUCAGUACCAGAUCACGCUGAAGAAUCUGCGUGAAAUCAUGGAGCACCGAGGCCGGGAAGGCGUGUCGAUAGUGAACGAGUACGGCGGCGUGCACGAGAUCUGCAAGAAGCUUUACACCCACCCGAACGAUGGUCUGAGCGGCUCGAAAGCGGACAUCGAGCACCGACGGGAAACGUUCGGUUCCAACACAAUACCUCCGAAACCACCGAAGUCCUUCCUGAUGCUGGUGUGGGAAGCCCUGCAGGACGUCACGCUGAUCAUUCUGGAGAUUGCUGCCAUCAUCUCGCUGCUGUUAUCGUUUUAUCAGCCCGCGGACGAUGAUGAGCCCGUAUUGGAAGAGGAAGAAGAGCACUACUCGUGGAUCGAAGGUUUGGCCAUUCUGGUGUCGGUGUUUGUGGUCGUUAUUGUGACGGCCUUCAAUGACUACUCGAAGGAGAAGCAAUUCCGAGGGCUCCAGUCACGAAUCGAAGGCGAACACAAGUUCUCCGUAAUCCGUGGUGGCGACGCAGUACAGAUCAAUAUCGGCGAAAUUGUGGUGGGCGACAUCUGCCAGAUCAAGUAUGGUGACUUGCUUCCGGCCGAUGGUAUCCUGAUCCAGAGUAACGAUCUGAAGAUUGACGAGUCUUCGUUGACGGGUGAAUCGGACCACGUGAAGAAGAGCGAAGUAACGGAUCCAAUGGUGUUGUCCGGAACGCACGUUAUGGAAGGUAGUGGAAAAAUGGUCGUCACUGCUGUCGGUGUUAACUCCCAGGCAGGUAUUAUCUUUACUCUGCUGGGAGCAGCCGUUGAUGAGCAUGAGGCAGCCGCCAAGAAAAAGAAGAAGGACUCCAAGAAAGAUAAGAAACUGAAGGAUGGCGAUGAGAUCACCAACAAUAGUCACCACCCCGCCCUGAAAUCUCAGACAACAGUCGAUUCCAUUACGUCGGACGAUGGCGAAGAAGGCAAGGGUAACGGUGGCGGCGGAGGUGGUCACGGAGGCAAGGAAAAAUCCGUCCUCCAAGCGAAACUUACCAAACUGGCCAUUCAGAUCGGUUAUGCCGGUUCGACGAUUGCCGUUCUGACCGUGAUCAUUCUCAUCAUCCAGUUCUGCAUCCAAACCUUCGUUAUCGAACAGAAACAAUGGCGAAACUCGUACGCAAACAAUCUGGUCAAGCAUUUCAUCAUCGGUGUGACAGUGCUGGUCGUUGCCGUACCGGAAGGUCUCCCGCUUGCCGUCACGCUUUCGCUUGCCUACUCCGUCAAGAAGAUGAUGAAGGACAAUAACCUGGUACGGCAUUUGGAUGCUUGCGAAACCAUGGGUAAUGCCACUGCCAUUUGCUCGGACAAGACCGGAACACUGACCACCAACCGGAUGACCGUGGUCCAAUCGUACAUCUGCGAAAAGCUAUGCAAGGUGACACCCAAGUUCUCCGAUAUCCCACGGGUAGUGGGAGAAGCGGUCGUCGAAGGUAUCUCGCUCAACUCGGCCUACACCACUUGUCUGAUGCCAGGCACCAAUCCGGGAGAUCCCCUUCAGCAGGUAGGCAACAAAACCGAAUGUGCUCUGCUGGGCUUCGUGCAAGGAUUGGGCAAAAGCUAUCAAACCAUUCGAGAUAAUCACCCGGAGGAAUCGUUCACCCGUGUCUACACAUUCAACUCGGUUCGAAAAUCCAUGAGCACCGUUAUUCCAAAGCCAGGUGGUGGUUAUCGAGUGUACUGCAAGGGUGCGUCGGAAAUUGUCCUGAAGAAGUGUUCGUUCAUCUACGGCCAGGAUGGAGUGUUGGAGAAGUUCACCCGUGAUAUGCAGGAACGGCUACUACAUCAAGUGAUCGAACCGAUGGCAUGCGACGGCCUGCGAACCAUUUGUAUCGCAUUCAGAGACUUUGUUCCCGGCAAAGCCGAGAUCAAUCAAGUGCACGUCGACGGCGAACCCAACUGGGACGACGAAGAGAAUAUCGUAAGCAAUCUGACGUGUUUGUGUGUGGUCGGUAUCGAAGAUCCAGUGCGGCCGGAAGUGCCGGACGCUAUCCGAAAGUGCCAACGAGCAGGCAUCACCGUCCGAAUGGUUACUGGAGACAACAUCAAUACCGCACGGUCAAUCGCUACCAAGUGCGGUAUCAUUCGGCCUCAGGACGACUUCUUGAUUCUGGAGGGUAAGGAGUUCAACCGACGGAUCCGUGACAGCAACGGAGACAUUCAGCAACACCUGCUGGACAAGGUGUGGCCAAAGCUGCGGGUAUUGGCUCGAUCUUCGCCAACGGAUAAGUACAACCUGGUAAAGGGUAUCAUCGACAGUAAGGUAUCGGAUAAUCGCGAGGUAGUUGCCGUCACUGGUGAUGGUACAAACGAUGGUCCUGCUCUGAAGAAGGCGGAUGUUGGAUUCGCCAUGGGAAUUGCCGGAACUGAUGUAGCAAAGGAAGCUUCCGAUAUUAUUCUAACUGAUGACAAUUUCAGCAGUAUCGUUAAGGCCGUUAUGUGGGGACGUAAUGUGUACGAUUCGAUUGCCAAGUUCUUACAGUUCCAGUUGACCGUCAACGUCGUCGCUGUGAUUGUGGCGUUCAUCGGCGCUUGUGCCGUGCAGGAUUCGCCUCUGAAGGCCGUACAGAUGUUGUGGAUGAACUUGAUUAUGGACACGUUGGCAUCGUUGGCUUUGGCUACCGAAAUGCCUACUCCGGAUCUAUUGCUACGUAAACCGUACGGCCGAACGAAACCACUGAUCUCACGCACAAUGAUGAAGAACAUCCUGGGUCAAGCUAUCUAUCAAUUGAUCAUCGUCUUUGGGCUCCUCUUUGUCGGUGAUCGAUUCUUAGAUAUUGAGUCGGGUCGAGGCCAACCAUUGAACUCUGAAGCGACACAGCAUUUCACAAUCAUCUUCAACGUGUUUGUCUUCAUGACGCUCUUCAACGAGCUGAACGCUCGUAAAAUCCAUGGCCAACGAAACAUUUUCGAAGGUCUAUUCACGAACCCAAUCUUCUACAGCAUCUGGAUCAUUACAUUGGUGUCGCAAAUCUUCAUCAUCCAGUACGGCAAGGUGGCAUUCUCGACAAAGGCGCUCAACAUCGAACAAUGGCUGUGGAGUGUAUUCUUUGGCCUCGGAACGCUAAUCUGGGGCCAGAUCGUCACAACGAUCCCCACCCGCAAGAUGCCCAAGAAGAUGGCGUGGGGUCGUGGCGAAGCAGAGUACACUGAAGCGAUCCGACUCGGCGAGGAGCGCUACGACUCGAUGGAUAAUGACAAGAAACCCCGUGCAGGUCAGAUAUUAUGGAUCCGUGGCCUUACUAGGCUGCAGACCCAGCUUCGUGUUGUACGUGCAUUUCGAUCCACAUUAGAAGAUUUAGAAGAACGUCGUUCCAUUCAUAGCUUGCAUAGUCUUAGAAGUUCACGCAGUCAUCCCGGAGGCAUGAGCACGAGUGGUACAAUGACUAGUCAAGGUCUCUCAAAUCUCUUAUAUCCACCAGGUUCCAACAUCCCAACCGGCCGGCUAAUAGGUACUAAUGUUGGCGAUCUUAAGUAUAUUGAUGAAGAUCAAAGACUUCACAAUAAUCAGCACAUAAUAGAGAAAUUCGCGGUUUGGACAAAAUCGACAACAGUAUAAAUUCCUUUGAUAUACGAUUGAAGUGGGAAGAUCUCGCGCGGUUCAUUGAUUUCUUUCUAAUGACAGUUUAGAAAGCAAUAUUCUAUAGUUGGUAGGAUGCGAAUACCAAUGCAGACUUAGGAAGCGUGUAGAGGAAAUUACGGUGCGGAAAGUAAAGGGAGGAGCACUAGCUAAAUAACAAACGCAAUCAGAGUUCAGAGCAUUUGCAUUUCGUCAUUUAUUCACUUGUUUUCUUUCCAAAGUUGUUACAACCUUGAACGAAGCUGUGUUUGUUGAGUAGGCGCUGAAGAGGUGCUUUUCCAUGCGACAAAUGCAGGAGCAAAGUAGGCCAUCAUCUCUUCUAGAACCAAUACGUAGGAUUGGAAUGAACCAAAAAACGAGGAAACAGUUGACGUUUUUUUUUGUGCGAGAGAAAGCGAGAAAGAGAGUGAAAUCAAAGCCAAUGGAUCAUAAAAAUAUGAACUAAAAGGAAAUGAAAUAGGUCACAGCUUGCUGUGAUUGCUGGACAAGUCGGAACUAUUGUAUAGUAGGAAGAUAAAGCAACCUUUGAAUCAAGUUUAACGGUUUAUAGCGAAUAAUAUAUACAUAGACUAGAUCGACACGCGAAACAGAAAAAAAAUGAGUAUUAUGUUCGAAUGAAAAAAAAAAGAAAACUUAUUGUUAUUACAAGGAGUUUAAAAGUUUACUUAUGACAAACCACACACUCACCCUUCCACAAACACAGGAACCAAAUCAAGUUGACUUACUUAACCAUAAAAAAACAAUCACAUUUAACUUACACAUUUACAAGCCAUUGCUUUUACGAAGUCACCAGGUCAAACAACACGUGGACACUUGUACAAGUUUUGUUUAGUUAAUCGACUAGACGUGUGAACAAAAUCGAAUAAACCACUUUGCAAUCAUAGUUAUUCGUGGAGUUUCAGGGUACUCUUGCUAUUAUUUCACACACACAAACUAAUUUAUUUAAUAAUUAGGCAAAAUAGGACAGUUAGAUGAUUUAUGUUGCUCAUUACGAAGAAGAACGACACUGAGUGAAAUUUCUUUGUGUAUAAUGAAGGAUUGCAGAAGCAUUUAUCAUUUAAGUUUGUUUCAGUCCGAGUAUGUUGUUUUUAUGUUAUGUCUUCAACUUUUCAUUGUUGGAUUAGCACGUCAAAUCGCGUUACAUUUAAACCAAACGUUGAAGGUGAGCUGAGAAUCGUACAUAGUAUAGUGAAGAAAACAAUGUUUAAAGUACUGUUUUUCUGCCUUAUAGUUAAGAACGAAAGAAAAGUGACAAAGUCUUGAAUCGACCUAUUAGUAGAGGUGAAGCACCUUUCAAACCACACAAAGAUAAAAUCCAAAAAAUUAUGAGCAAUUAGUAUAUAUCAAAAGACAGCCGAAUCCCCUCUAGAAAAAAAAAAUAAUUUAAAGAAAAACUAUGAAGAAGAGUGCGGUCAGUCGCCUACUGCUCUCUAGAAGGAAUGUCUUAUUCUAUUACCCUGCCCUCAACUAAUCGACGACUGACGAAGACCUAACCUCCAUCCACUAAAACUGACACACACGCGAGAACACGUGCGUUUGGGUGUGUGAAUCAAAGCACUCGCUAGGGAAGGUCAGAACAGUAGGUACAGAGAUCAAAUCGCGAUCGAAAUGAUGAUGAUGAUGAUGAUGAUGUAGUUGAUCGAGAAACUGAUAUCUCUCUAGGUGAAUUAGGGCAAAAGCAAAACAACACACUACAGAAAUAAAACGGUUACCAAACAAGGAUGUGCGAACGUCUCGCUUCUCGAGAAGUGGCACCCGGUUUUAUCUCGAGAUAUCUCUUUUAUCCGCUUGUCAGAGAGCGAAAUCUACCGAGGCCGCGUUGUAAUAUCGUUUGUGAAUCGUGUUUGAAAAAGUUUAUCUUAGUUCCGUUUUUGUUUACGUUGUUGUCUAGGCGAUCGCAAGCAGGGCACGGUUCAUUGCCAUCCGCAUAUUGCGAGGAAACGGGAUCCGGGAUCAGUGAAACCAAAGACGAAGUAAAGACCUUCAUGGCUCAUGGGGUAAUAGAACAAGAUCUAGAAUGCUGUGAAAAGUGUACUGCGAUAUGUCAAACCUGAGUAUCGAGUGUAGUACUAGAAUUGGGACUCAUUCUGAAUCAAAAUACUAUGUCUUUAUUUCGUCUUUGGCGAAACUAGGAAUGGGGCCAAAAAUAGGGACUGCGUUCUGAUCGAUUUAAUCACUUUUGCAACCGAAACCCUACUAAAAUUCGCCUACUAGGUUAAAUUUAAAAAAAAAACGACAAAAUUCUACGCCUACUACACCUGCCAACGAUUCCCCUUACUUUCCUUUCUUCAUCAUCCGGCAGCGAACACUAACCCGUUAACAAUUGCGACUAGUCUUUUGGAUCGCGUCGUCUUCGCUCGAUGCUAAAUCGUAUAAAGAGUCCAAAAUGCAAGCCAUCGAAAAAAAAAACAA
Molecule: messenger RNA, 8452 nt
Organism: Aedes aegypti (yellow fever mosquito)
Lineage: Eukaryota; Metazoa; Arthropoda; Insecta; Diptera; Culicidae
Gene: PMCA
Product: plasma membrane calcium-transporting ATPase 1
Exons: 5
Coding region: 2420-6019 (1199 amino acids)
Biological process (GO): calcium ion transmembrane transport; regulation of cytosolic calcium ion concentration
Cellular component (GO): intracellular membrane-bounded organelle; membrane
Molecular function (GO): ATP hydrolysis activity; P-type calcium transporter activity; ATP binding
Source: RefSeq, a predicted model, not a curated record